This is a messenger RNA of Phasianus colchicus (ring-necked pheasant), 4593 nucleotides long. It is a transcript of the gene OXR1, whose product is annotated as oxidation resistance 1. Lineage: Eukaryota; Metazoa; Chordata; Aves; Galliformes; Phasianidae. Gene Ontology annotation, biological process: response to oxidative stress. The record is from RefSeq and is a predicted model, not a curated record. Gene Ontology annotation, cellular component: nucleus.
UGCAGAGCAGUGAAUUUAUAAAUGUGAAUCAAGCUCUCCUUUGCAUCAUGUUUGGCACUAAGAGAUUAAAGAAAAAGUCCCAGUCGGUGGAUAUUAGUGGGCCAGGAUGCAACCCAGUGGCAGCUGAAGCUCCUGCUCCUCAGCCCAGUAAACCUUUGGUUGGCCCCAAAACGACUUCUGAGGAGGAACAGAAAAACACCGCCAAUACCCAAAAGCGCAAUCCACGGAGGAGUGAAUUGAAGAGAUAUUACACCAUUGACACUGGCCAGAAGAAGACGGCAGACAAGAAAGAUGGGCGACGAAUGUCUUUUCAAAAGCCUAAGGGGACGAUUGAAUAUUCUGUGGAAUCGAGAGAUACUCUAAACAGUAUUGCCCUGAAAUUUGAUACAACACCCAAUGAACUGGUUCAAUUAAAUAAGCUUUUCUCCAGAGCAGUCGUUCCUGGACAGAUUUUGUAUGUUCCUGACCCAGACUACAUAUCUAGUGUGGACAGCUCCCCCUCUCUAAGCCCUAUAAGUCCCUUAUCACCUACAUCUUCAGAAGCAGAGUUUGACAAGGCUACAAUAAAUGAUCCAGAUGGAGUCCAACGAAAAGAAUCAGUUGUUUCACCAGCACAUCCAUGUGUUCGGACUGCAAGAGUGGUAUCAUCUACCUCUGAAGAGGAGGAAGCGUUUACAGAAAAGUUCCUAAAAAUUAACUGCAAGUACAUCACCAAUGGCAAGGGUACAGUCAAUGGUGUGCUGCUAGUGACGCCAAAUAAUAUAAUGUUUGAUCCUCAUAAAAUGGACCCUCUUGUCCAAGAGAACGGCUGUGAAGAGUAUGGCAUCAUGUGUCCCAUGGAAGAAGUGAUGUCAGCUGCUUUGUAUAAGGAAAUUAUGGACAGCAAAAUUAAAGAUUCAUUAAGCAUAGAUGUGGAACAGCUGUCUGUGAGGGAACUUUGCCAUUCCAAGAAAGCUGCAAAGAGCAAUACAGAAGAAAUGAAUUCCAGGAUUCGGGAUACAGGCAAUGACAGUGCUAGCACUGCUCCAAGGAGUACAGAGGAGUCUCUGUCAGAAGAUGUGUUCACAGAAUCAGAACUCUCUCCAAUACGUGAGGAACUUGUUUCUUCAGAUGAGCUUCGACAAGACAAAUCUUCAGGAGCAUCAUCAGAAUCUGUCCAAACAGUAAACCAAACUAGUGCAGAAUGUUUAACAACCAUUUUGGACUCAAAAGAAGCUGGCAGUGACUUAAAAUCCAGUGUUGAAAUGGUUGUGAAUGUUAAACAGUUAGAUACCCACGGCGUAGGUUCAGAAGGUGCAGAGAUGUCUGUAAAGGGUGGACAAGAAUCUAGUGAAAGCAUGGAGAACACCUUUCAGCAGUCUUUGCAAGGGUCACGUGUUAGUGAAGAAUGUGACAAAGAGACACCAGUGGGCAAAGAUCAAGACUCCAUGCUAGGAAAAGAGUCAGAAUUAGAGAGUAAGAUGAGAGAGGAAUGUCCACAUUGUGAAGGUACCACAGACUCUCAAAAGUUGGAGCCAACUAGGAAGGGAAACACAGAAAAAGAGCAAGCUCAAGCCUCUGAGGCAGAAGUUGAGGAACUUCGCAAACUCUGGAAGUCCCAUACUAUGCAACAAACCAAACAACAAAGAGAAAAUAUGCAGCAGGAUUCACAAAAAGAAUUUAGUCAGAAAACUGUGACUUCAGGAGAUGGGCAAUCAGAAGGUUCUUCCCUUACGAAAGAAAAACGAAGACAUCGAUCUCACAAGUUUUUGUGUCUCAAGGUUGGAAAACCUAUGAGAAAAACAUUUGUCUCACAAGCAAGUGCAUCAAUGCAGCAGUAUGCUCAGAGGGAUAAAAAACAUGAAUACUGGUUUGCUGUUCCUCAAGAAAGGACAGAUCACCUGUAUGUCUUCUUUAUCCAAUGGAGUCCAGAGCUGUAUGCAGAAGAUACUGGGGAAUCUCUUCGAGAGCCUGGAUUUAUAGUCGUAAAAAAGAAGGAAGAACCUGAAACUAGUGAAGAAUCUGCUACUGAAGAUGCUGCUAAAGAGUGGGAGGUAGUAUCAGUGGCUGAGUAUCACCGCAGGAUCGAUGCUCUAAAUAGUGAAGAACUGCGCACACUCUGCAGACGACUCCAGAUAACAACAAGAGAAGAUAUCAAUUCAAAACAGGCAACAAACAUCAAAACAGACCUGGAGCCUGAGGCAUUCCGGCCAAAUCUUAGUGAUCCCAGUGAAUUACUUCAGCCAGAGCAAAUAGAAAAGCUCACAAAGUCUCUUCCACCACGUACCAUUGGAUAUCCAUGGACUCUUGCUUACAGUACUGCAAAGCAUGGCAUGAGUUUGAAGACUCUGUAUCGAACUAUGCUGGGAUUAGAUACACCUGUGUUGUUGGUUAUCAAGGACAGUGAUGGACAGAUUUUUGGUGCACUAGCAUCUGAACCAUUUAAAGUGAGUGAUGGAUUUUAUGGCACUGGGGAGACCUUUCUGUUCACUUUUUCUCCAGAUUUUGAGGUUUUCAAAUGGACAGGAGACAACAUGUUCUUCAUUAAAGGCGACAUGGAUUCCCUUGCUUUUGGUGGAGGAGGUGGGGAAUUUGCUCUUUGGCUCGAUGGGGAUCUCUACCAUGGAAGAAGUCAUUCAUGCAAAACAUUUGGGAAUCAUACACUUUCUAAGAGAGAAGACUUCAUUAUUCAAGACAUAGAAAUUUGGGCUUUUGAAUGAGUUGUAAAUGAGUACUAUUUUUACAGGGUAUUGUCCCAAACCUGAAAUUAAUCAAUGCAGCUUGAAAUCCCUAUGAGCAAUAUAAUGCAUCAGUUUACCUUUCUUUUUUUUGUAGUUUUCAGCAUGGCCAUUUAGUUAUUUUGCAAUAGCGGACCUCUUUCAUGCUUCUUUAUCUGUAAUGCACUGUCUUACGUUUUCUAAGCUGUAGAAACUCAAAAACAAACAAACAAACAAAAAAAACAGACUGUGGACUGAAAAAAGAACAUCAGUUACUUUGAUCCUUGCAGUCUAUAAAACUUUAUCAUCCUUUUUACAGUUGCCUCCCAUGUUUCCCACACACAUCUUUCUGUAAAUCCUACUGGGGGCUGCUUCAUUGAAUAUAGGUUAUUUUUGUAUGUAAAUUUUUUCUGAGAAUGAAGUUGCCCUCUAUGAUCCUACGUAAGUAGAAAGCUGCGUGUAGGUACUUGGAAGUAGUACUGCAGUGAUUGGUCUGGACCAACAAUGGGUAUAUUGUUAUGGUGCCACAGAUGAGAAGCCUAGCAUUCCUUCUUUGACACACGCUAGUUACACUUAUGGUUGAGUUAAAAGAUAUCCAAAGUCAGCAGUGCCACUUGUCUUGAUUUUUUUUUUUUUUUUUUUUUCAUGUUAAGAAAGUGAGUUAAACAAUGUGCUCUAGCUUGCAUGAUGGCUGUAUUAGUUGUUUUGCACAUGCUUUUAGUGAUCUACAGGUUUGGGACAAUAACUGACAAUAUUGAGCUACAUGGCAAAGACUUUAAAAAAUAAUAAUAAUAACAAGGGAAUGCAAGAAUGUAAUAGUUCCAGGAAACUAAAAGGCUAAGGCAAGUAAAACUCAAGACAAUUUGUAGCUAUUGUAGGGCAUUAAAAGUACAAAGAUUAUGAAACAAAUGCAUCUUUCAACAUAGUGUCAGAUAUAUACUGUUAUACUCUUGUAGCCGUGUAGCACAUCAACUCCAAGAAUAUAGCUUAUUCCUGUCCAAAGAAAAAAUAAUUGUGAUGUUUUUUUGAGUGGGUCUAUGUUGUAAAUUUACAGUUAGCACCAGCUCUGAUUAAAAUGAGACAAUGUACUAUAAGUAGACAAUAUUGUAAUUCAGUAGACUUGUGGAAUAUGCAAACUUACUGUCAUGUGACCUCAAAAAAUGACAGACUAGUACACAGUUCCAGUAGCUCUUGUCCACUUUUGUAGGAAAGUUGAUAAGCCAUUGUGGCAAUAACAGCUCAACAAAAUUGUUUGUUUCAAAGCUUUUAAUCUAUGUUCUGCAAAAAAGAAAAAAAAAGAAAAAAAUUGCUGUUAAGUGUGACAGUGACUGACUUUGUGCUGAAAUUUCAGCUAUUUCAGAUAAACAUUGUAUAUUAUCUUGUAAAUUAAUGUUUAAAGUAGUUUUGUUAUUAUAGAAAAGUGUUGAUUGACGGGUUGCUUAUAGCACUUUAAAUUAUUCUAGAAAUGGAAUAAAGGCCAAAUGAGUUGGCUUAAGUAGAUGUAGUUGUAUAUUUCAAAAUAUUUAGAUAUUGGAAAGUUUUAAAAACUUAUUUGAAGACAGUUUACUGCUAUGGUAAUGAGAAAGGGCAGAUGGUUCAUCUUAUAAUAUGCUAAUGCUCUAUAUGAAUAGAAAUACAGGGCUUUGUUUCCUGUCUCUGUGUAUAGCUCUUUAUCCUUAUUAGAACUUAGUAUACAAUGUGUAGACUAAAUGUUUACAAAAUAAGAAAGUGUAAAUAAACUAAAAUGGCUUUUCUCCCUUUGGUCUUCCACAGCAGUAUUAUUGUCUUUGUGGAGUUAAGACUGAUUAUUGCAAAAAGAGAAUCCUGUAACGGAUUUUAAAUACUCUAAGGUCACAGUGAUGUAUAGCAAAUAAAUCUAAAUAUAUGUAAAAAUAAA